Molecule: messenger RNA, 443 nt
Organism: Rubroshorea leprosula
Lineage: Eukaryota; Viridiplantae; Streptophyta; Magnoliopsida; Malvales; Dipterocarpaceae
Source: the annotation of a GenBank genome assembly
ACCUCCCAAAAAAAAGUUGGAGUCCCAAACUAAACGACGUCGUUUUCGUCUAAAAAACACAGCCCUGCUCAAAAAUCCAGCCUUUGCUCCUCAAUCAUCUCUCAAAAAUCCAGCCCCUGCUCCUCAAUCAUCUCCAUCUCCUUCUUUGCCCCUUCUGCAAUCAUCUCCAUCGCCUCCUCACCUCUUCACCCAAAAAGCUCACCAGUAAUGUCACCCCCUCUGCAAUCAUCUCCAUCUUCCCCUCCAAAGUGUUGGCAGGCUGUAGCAAGCAGGAGUGCAGAUGCGCAGGAUUGGGGGCGCAGAGUGCAGGAGGCGCAGCAGGGUGUAGCAGGGCGCGGCCUCGGGUGCAGCAAGGCGCAGGCUCAGGUGCAGCAAGCGAGGGGGCGCAGCAGGGCUUGAUCGCCUUUGAUGGCGGCUAGCUGAAAUGAAGGCUCGGGAGAUGA